AUCAAUUUGUCGUUUCAAUGAAAGGUGCGUAACAGCAGGGCGUGUCAAGUGUACAGUAGUAUAAACUCCAGGCUGAAGCUUGUGUUCCAGACAGUCGGGUAGGGAGAAGGCACAUUAUAGCACCUAAAUUAUCGUGAACAACAUAUUGACUCUAAGCCACACCAUGGAAUCUUUGGCAUCUGCAAAUGCGCAUUUCUCCCUUGAACUUUUCAAGAAGAUCUCAGAGAGCAACAAGACGGGCAAUGUAUUCUACUCCCCUCUGAGCAUCUCUUCAGCCCUGGCCAUGGUCUGCCUUGGGGCCAAGGGCAACACUGAGGCCCAGAUGCACAAGGUGCUGAGCUUUGUGAUGCCCCUGAAGCCGCUGCAGGGCAAAAAAGCGGUUUGUACCAAAGGUCAAGGUCAAGGUCGCGCAAUGGCCCAACAGCAAGUCCAGGUGCACCAGCUGCCCGCUGCAGUGAUGAAGUCCCUGAACCUUCACAAAGCUGGAGGUGACGUCCAUGUUGGCUUUAGUAAGCUCUUUGCUGAACUAAACCAAGAGGGUGCCCCCUAUGCCCUGAGUCUGGCCAAUCGCCUCUACGGGGAGCAGUCCUACGAGUUUGUGGAGAAAUACCUUGCUGACACAAAGACACACUACCUUGCUGAGCUGGAGGCUGUUGACUUCCGUAAAAAUGCAGAGGCAGCUCGAGCGAACAUCAACACAUGGGUGGAGAAAAAGACACAGGACAAAAUCAAGGACCUCUUGGCCCCAGGGGUUCUGGAUGAGGACACCAGACUGGUGCUGGUCAAUGCAAUCUACUUCAAAGGCAACUGGGACAAGCAGUUCAAAAGCACUCAAACAAAAGAAGUUCAAUUUAAGCUCAAUAAGAAUGAGAGCAAGCCUGUUCAAAUGAUGCAUCAGAAGGCGAAGUUCCCCUUCACCUACAUCCCUGACGUCAAUUGCCAGAUUCUAGAGCUGCCCUACGUGGGUAAAGAUCUGAGCAUGCUCAUUAUGCUGCCUAAUGAGAUGGAGGACAACACCACUGGACUAGAGAAGCUGGAGAAGAUGCUCACUUAUGAGAACUUUGCGGAGUGGACCAAGCCAGACAUGAUGGACACUGUUGAGGUGCAGGUGGGUCUCCCCAAGUUCAAGCUGGAGGAGAUGUACGACCUCAAGGAGAUCCUGGUGAGCAUGGGCAUGACGGAAGCCUUCGACGCCAGCAGUUGCGACUUCUCCGGCAUGUCGCCCUGCAACGACCUUUAUCUGUCCAAGGUCGUGCACAAGUCCUUUGUGGAGGUGAACGAGGAGGGCACUGAGGCGGCGGGCGCCACGGCCGCGGUCAUGAUGAUGCGCUGUGCCAUGCUGCCCCCAGAGAGGUUCAUGGCGGACCACCCCUUCCUCUUCUUCAUCCGACACAACCCCACCCAGAGCGUCCUCUUCUACGGCCGCUACAGCUCCCCUUAAGCUGACGACAGUCUCCAUCUGACAACCAAAAGACCAGACAUCGGAUGUUCUUCAGAACCUGUGUCUGGACACAUUGUCUAUAUAAUUGGUUAGAACAUGGACAUGAAGAGCCUGACUGCACAGCACUAAGGAAGGUGUAUGUGGCAACAUUAGGAAAAUUAAAAGAAAGAGAUGUGAUGUAGGAACAUGAUGUAGCUCUGAGUAAUACAGGGUUUGGUGAAGAUAUAUCUUUGGUCUGGCUGUGUAUAACCCAAAGCCUUAAUACCGCAAGUCUUAAGGGCCGUUCACACCAAGAACGAUAACGAUAACGAUAACUAUAACCAUAACGAUAAAAGCGUCCACACUGGCCAACGAUAAGAAAAGUCUCUCCUCAUGUUAAUGAAUGUGAUGGCUAAAAUAUUAUGGGUUCUGAUUGGCUGUUAGCUUUUUAUCGUUCUCAAAAUCGCUCUGAAAGUGAUCAACAACGAUAUCGUUCUUCAUGUCGUUAUCGUGAUAGUUUAUGUGUGAACGUUGUCAUUCAUAUUAACGAAAGCGAUAUUUAUUUAUAGUUAUCGUUAUCGUUAUCGUUCUUGGUGUGAACGGGCCUUUACUUGUCACUUCUCACUGGAAAGGUGUGUGAUCCAGAGUGCUUUAAGCGUUUAACUCUAACCUCGGUGUGCCAUCUUGAUGAAGGACGAUGCAACUUGACCACCUUUUUUCAGUUGAAUAAAUAUUGCACUGCAUUUCCUUCCUCUGGUCACAGCAAUCUGCUUACACAACAAAUAAACACAAUCUAUUUAUCA
Molecule: messenger RNA, 2223 nt
Organism: Sardina pilchardus (European sardine)
Lineage: Eukaryota; Metazoa; Chordata; Actinopteri; Clupeiformes; Clupeidae
Product: leukocyte elastase inhibitor-like
Exons: 8
Coding region: 164-1441 (425 amino acids)
Molecular function (GO): serine-type endopeptidase inhibitor activity
Source: RefSeq, a predicted model, not a curated record